This is a messenger RNA of Menidia menidia (Atlantic silverside), 1689 nucleotides long. The record is from the annotation of a GenBank genome assembly. Lineage: Eukaryota; Metazoa; Chordata; Actinopteri; Atheriniformes; Atherinopsidae.
AUGGCGUCCGGCAGCAGCAGCCUGUUCUCUGAGGAGCAGUUUCUUUGUCCCAUUUGUCUGGACGUGUUCACCCGCCCCGUUUCCACUCCGUGCGGACACAACUUCUGCAUGGCCUGCAUCGGCUCCUACUGGGACGGGGCGCUGUGCCAGUGUCCCGUCUGUAAGGAGAGCUUCCCCAGGAGGCCUGACCUGAAGGUCAACACUUUCAUUUCCGAGCUGGCCGCCCAGUUCGUGUCGCUCCAGGUGGGCGAGGCCGGCGUCCAGAGCGCCGGGCGGCCGCCGGCGGGCCCCCCGGUCCCGUGCGACAUCUGCACCGACGCGCAAAGGGAGGCGGUCAGGUCCUGCCUGGAGUGCCUGAGCUCGUACUGCGACGUCCACCUGGAGCCCCACCGCCGAGCGGCCGGCCUCAAAAAGCACACGCUGAUCCCGCCGGAGGCCGGCCUGGAGGGGAGGGUCUGCGGGAGCCACGGCCGGCUGCUGACGCUGUUCUGCGCGGAGGACGGCGCCCCGCUGUGUGCCGCCUGCGCCGCCUCGCACCGCGCUGACCACCGGGUGCUGCCCGUGCCGCGGGCGUACCAGGAGGCCAGGGUCCAGCUGGGUCAGGCCCAGGCCCGGGCGCAGGGGUUGCUCCAGGAGAGGCUCCGCAGGGCGCAGGGCGCCAGGGAGGCGGCGCGGCGGAGCGGGGCCGAGACGGAGCGGCUGAGGGACGCCGGCGUCCAGGAGCUGGCGGCGCUGGAGGCCGCGGUCAGGAAGGCGCGGGCGGAGCUGGCCGCCGCGGCGGAGGAGAGGCAGAGGGCGGUGGAGGAGCGGGCCGAGGGUUUGGCGGGCGAGGCGGAGCGGGAGAUGGUCGAGCUGCACGCCGCCGCCGCCGCGCUGCGCGAGCUGGAGCAGAACCAAGACCCGCUGGACUUCCUGCGGAGCUGGGCGCCGCGCCGCCCGCCCCCCGCCGCCGCCGACCCCUCCCCGGUCAGCUUUAACCCGCACCUGGAGGUCCAGCACGCCGGGGCGACGCUGAAAAAGCUGUUCUCUCAGCUGCGUGCUCUGCUGGACGCCGUAAACGCGGAGAUUAGCAGGUUCUCCAGCGGCGCCGGCGGCGCCCCGGACGAGGCGGCGCUCCGCUACGCGCAGCGGCACGAGGUGCGCGUGGAGCUGGACCCCGACACGGCCCACCCCCUGCUCAGCCUGUCGGCCGACGGGAGAGGGGUGCGCUACAACGCGGGCGCCGGCCUGUGGGCCAACCAGCUGCCCAAGCCCGGCAUGUUCACCGAGCACCUGGCCGUCCUGGCCCGCGAGGGCCUCCCCCUGGGUCGGUCCUACUUCGAGGUCAGCGUGGGCCGGAAGACGGAGUGGUGCCUGGGCGUGGCCGCCGCCUCCGUCCAGAGGAGGGGCGCGCUGGUGCGCGACCCCUCCAGCGGCCUCUGGGCCAUCUGGUUCCUGGAGGACCGGUUCGAGACCUUCAGCUGCCCGGCGGUCCCGGUGCACGCGGGGAGAGUGGAGCGGGUGGGCGUGUUCGUGGACUACCCCAACGGUCAGGUCAGCUUCUUCGACGUGGACAGGGCGACGGCGAUUCACUCGUUCGCGGACUGCGUCUUCACCGAGGAGCUCUACCCGUACUUCAAUCCCUGCGACAACGAGUACGGCGCCAACUUGGAUCCCAUGGAAAUCGUCCCGGUUUGUCCUACAGAGUGA